This is a messenger RNA of Catharus ustulatus (Swainson's thrush), 1692 nucleotides long. Its product is annotated as keratin, type II cytoskeletal 4-like. The record is from RefSeq and is a predicted model, not a curated record. The transcript is spliced from 9 exons. Gene Ontology annotation, biological process: intermediate filament organization; keratinization. Bases 1 to 1692 code for a protein of 563 amino acids. NCBI's taxonomy places the organism in Eukaryota, Metazoa, Chordata, Aves, Passeriformes, Turdidae. Gene Ontology annotation, molecular function: structural constituent of skin epidermis. Gene Ontology annotation, cellular component: keratin filament.
AUGUCUCGCCAGUCCUGUGCUCUUGGCAAGGGGUUCAGCUCCAGCUCUGUGUGUUUUGGGGGCAAGAACAAGGUCACAUUCGGCUCCGGGCCCCGCGGAGGAUGCCGAGGAUCCGGCGGCGCUGGCGGCUUCAGCAGCAGGAGCCUCUAUUCCCUGGGGGGCACUAAAAGCACCUCCCUGGGAGGAUUUGGGGGGGCUGGUGGUGCCUGCAGAGGAUUUGGUGGCCAAGGAGGCUUCGGCUUUGGGGCUGGAGCAGGACUUGGGGGUGGCUUCGGUGCAGGGUGCUUUGGUGGAGGCCUCGGCGGUGGCUUCGGUGGCUUUGGUGGAGGAUUUGAUGGGGGAGUGGGGGGCCAGGGCUUCCCCCCGUGCCCCCCGGGUGGCAUCAGGGAGGUGACCAUCAACCAGAGCCUGCUGGCCCCCCUCAACCUGGAGAUUGACCCCGAGAUCCAGAAGGUUCGGACACAGGAGCGGGAGGAGAUCAAGAAGCUCAACGACAAAUUUGCCUCCUUCAUCGACAAGGUCCGGUUCCUGGAGCAGCAGAACCGAGUCCUGGAGACCAAGUGGGAGCUGCUGCAGCAGCAGGCUGGUCCAACGGGGGGCAGGAACCUGGACCCCUUCUUUGAGACCUACAUCAGUGGGCUCAGGAAGCAACUGGAUGGUCUCUCCAGUGAGAAGCUCCAGCUGGAGACAGAGCUGAAGAGCUUCCAGGACAUGGUGGAGGACUUCAAGACAAAGUACGAGGAGGAGAUAAACAAAAGGACAGCAGCUGAGAAUGAUUUUGUGCUCCUGAAGAAGGAUGUGGAUGCAGCCUACAUGACCAAGGUGGAACUCCAGGGAAAAUUGGAUUCUCUGUCGGAUGAGAUCAACUUCCUCAAGUGUCUUUAUGAGGCAGAGCUGUCCCAGAUGCAGAAGACUGUGUCCGACACCUCAGUGGUGCUGUCCAUGGACAACAACCGGAACCUGGACCUCAACAGCAUCAUCGCCGAGGUGAAGGCGCAGUACGAGGAGAUCGCCAACCGCAGCCGGCUGGAGGCUGAGUCCUGGUACCGCUGCAAGUACGAGGAGCUGCAGGCAACCGCGGGCAAGCACGGGGACAGCCUCAAGGACACCAAGAUGGAGAUCUCGGAGCUCAACCGCAUGAUCCAGAGGAUACGGGCUGAGAUCGAGAGUGUGAAGAAGCAGUGUGAGACUGUUCAGACGUCAAUUGCGGAUGCAGAGCAGCGCGGGGAGGUGGCUCUCAAGGAUGCCAGGGACAAACUGACCGAGCUGGAGACAGCUCUGCAAAAAGCCAAGGCUGACAUGGCCCGACAGCUCCGGGAAUACCAGGAGCUCAUGAACGUCAAAUUAGCCCUGGAUGUGGAGAUUGCAACCUACAGGAAGCUGCUGGAGGGCGAGGAGUGCAGGAUGUCUGGAGAGUGCCAGAGCUCCGUCAGCAUCUCCGUGGUGGGCGGCAGCAGCUCCGUGGGAGGUGGAUACGGCAGUGGAUUGUGCCUUGGAGGAGGAGGAAUUGGCUUUGGAAGCGGGAAAGGCAGCUGCAGCACGGGCGGUGCUGGUUUAUGCUUCAGCCUGGGAGGGGGUGGAUUUGGUGCCGGGAGUGGAUUUGGCUCCCUGGGUGGGGGAUCCAACUCGGUGGUGGUGGGGGGAUCUGGCAACCUCCUGAAGAACGCUGGCCCCGCUGGCCGCAGGGCAUAG